UAGAUGGAAGCCAGUGUGAGUUUGAGGUUCUGCAGGCAGGAGGUGUUUGAAGAACCAUGUGAGCUCUGUUCGUGAUGUAAAGACGGAUCCUUUCGCUUUUAUUUGAUUUUUUUUUGACUCCCCGACAGUUAUGAGCAUGCACCCCGCAACUUGUAACCACUGGGGGCUCUUUUCUCGCUGAUGAUGCGUUGGAGUUACGCGUGGAUUUCUUCCAGGCUGUCCGACAGAACUCAUGAAACCCUCUUCAGAGCGACGGUUUGUGGACUUGCGCAUUAGCUAAUGAUGUCUGUGGGUUUUAUCCCUGACAGUCUGAAUGGCUCAGAUCCCUCCAAGUCGGCCUUUCUAGAAUUCGGACACGGACACUCGACGCACCAGCAGCACUCCUCCGGACUCUCUCACGUUUAUCCGGUUCACGCUUCUGCUCAAACUCUGUGCUCUGUGUUUCAUCUUCAAGACCACGACAAGUCCUCUGUGAUUGAAGGCAGAGACAUUCGUCUAAAUGGAAAAGGGAAGAAAAUUCGCAAGCCUCGGACCAUCUACUCCAGUCUGCAGCUGCAGGCUCUGCACCAGCGCUUCCAGCAGACACAGUAUCUGGCCUUACCGGAGCGCGCAGACCUUGCGGCAAAGCUGGGGCUCACACAAACUCAGGUGAAAAUAUGGUUUCAAAAUAAGCGCUCCAAGUACAAAAAGAUCAUGAAGCAUGGCAGCGGAUCAGAGGGAGAACAUCUCCACGGCACCAGCUCCAUCUCUCCCUGCUCGCCCGCAUUGCCCCAGCUAUGGGAGGUCUCUAUGGCGAACAAAGGAGCCCCGGUCCAUCCGAGCAGUUACAUGAACACUUUCGGUCAUUGGUAUCCGAAUCAUCACCCUCAUCAUCAGGACGCGAUGCACAGGCCUCAGAUGAUGUGAGUGGACAGUUUUUGGACACUUGAGUCCAUCGGGCUGCACUGAACUUGCUGGUGCCUCCAGAGGCCUCCUCUCAGAACUGAGAGUUUAGGAGACCUUGUUUAUAUUCACUGUAUUUUGUGUGUGUUUUGAAUUUUAAAAUUCUCACUACAAGAACUAUUCAGGCAUCAAAGAAAAAAAAGGGAGGGGCGUUAUAUCACUGCAAGCUCUUGUUGCAGGGUCUGACAUCAGUGAAACGUGGGUUUGUGUGUGCAGUUUAAAAGACAUUCUGGAUAA
This is a messenger RNA of Pundamilia nyererei, 1179 nucleotides long. It is a transcript of the gene dlx4b, whose product is annotated as distal-less homeobox 4b. Gene Ontology annotation, biological process: regulation of transcription by RNA polymerase II; cell differentiation; embryo development. The record is from RefSeq and is a predicted model, not a curated record. The transcript is spliced from 3 exons. The coding region runs from base 280 to 906 and encodes 208 amino acids. Gene Ontology annotation, molecular function: RNA polymerase II cis-regulatory region sequence-specific DNA binding; DNA-binding transcription factor activity, RNA polymerase II-specific. NCBI's taxonomy places the organism in Eukaryota, Metazoa, Chordata, Actinopteri, Cichliformes, Cichlidae.